Molecule: messenger RNA, 483 nt
Organism: Echinostoma caproni
Lineage: Eukaryota; Metazoa; Platyhelminthes; Trematoda; Plagiorchiida; Echinostomatidae
Source: the annotation of a GenBank genome assembly
AUGAAGGUGCCCGGAUUUGAUUCCACAGCAAAUACAAUGGUAUUUUUCUAUCAAAUAAUGACUACGGAUGAGAAUGUUGGAUACCAAGCCUACGUAAAACGAGUCAAUGCCAAAGCAUCAUGUGGAACGUUUUCUGAUACAUUUGAUGGAUCUGAACAAGUGUUCCAAUUUCCAGUGGACGGUAAAGCAAUGGAACUCGAUGUUGAGUGCCAAUACAAAAUUACCAAUGAUAAAGGAUCAAAAAUCGAGGCAAAGAUCAUGCAUAUGAAGCUUGGCAAUGGAAAGCCGUGUUCAACGGAUUAUGUGGCUCUGAGUAGUACUGCAAAUCCGAGUUCCACAAGUGAAUACGUUCAAUGUGGAUCAACUAUACCCAGUGACGAAUUUACAACCACAGGAUCGGAUUUAUACUGGAGUGUCAAAGUGAAAGACUAUGAGAGUCAACCGUAUUUGAGUAUGAUUAUCAAAUCAGGUAAUGCGUUGUGA